UGAUUUUCCAAGUGUGAUCAUUUUGUUUCUGUUUGUAUUGUGAGUUACAGAUAUGUACGGUAUAUCUGUAUUUCCAGAUUUGUGCAGUGUUUCUGGUUGACACCCCCAGACAUAUUGGUGUCAGCACUGCCUAGCCCAUUUGAUGGCCUAUCCAGGGUCAUCAGCUGUACAAUGAGCCCAUGGAAAGGCCCAAGGGGAUACACCUAUUGAGUCAGCAAGACAUGCAGGGCUAUGCCUGUGUACUGAGAACUCCAAGGCUUUUCCAUGCCAUAUGCUGUGAAGCUUGUGUUUGGGACACAGGAAGUACAAGCCACGUGGCAAAAGGAAUAUAAAGGGCAGCCGCAUCAUCUCCAUUUUGUCUUCAGUCCCUCUUCCUACCUCUGGAGCAACUUCUCUACAAACUGAAGCCUUGAACAAAGGACUGAAUGACCCAUCCAAGCUGUGGAUGUGUUCCAGAUGGACUUUCAUGCCAGCAACUCACUAGGUUUCCAGUUUCCCAACCUGAUGUGAUCUCCCGGCUGGAACAAGGGGAAGAGCCAUGGGUCCCAGACCUCCAGGGUUCAGAGGAAAGAGAGAUACUGAGAGCUCCCUGCACAGAUGAGGAAACAUUAAACCAACUCAGAAUCUCAGGUGAUGCAAUGGUAUGUGAGAAAGAGGAGCAGAAUUCUCAGCAGGAAAAUGUUGAGCAAGUGGAUAAACACAGAGCAUUAUCGCAAACAUGGAAAAGGAAUGUGUCCAGCAGUCAUGAGCAGGGAAAAUCCUGUGAGAUUCAGCACAGACAAGAAAGAGAGCAGGGAAACCAGCCAGGAGAGAAAGUGGGUACAUUUAUUUCCUGUCGGGGAACUCAGAAGGGCCUCAAGGAAACCACAACACAGCAGGAAAUCCUCAGGGGAAAGAGGAAAAAUACAUGCACUGAGUGUGGGAAAAACUUCAUUCGCAGAUCGGACCUUUCUGAUCAUCAGAGAAUCCACACAGGGGAGAGGCCCUACAAAUGCAGUGAAUGCGGGAAAAGCUUCACUAACAGAUCAGGUGUUUUUCAACAUCAGAGAAUCCACACAGGGGAGAGGCCCUAUGAAUGCAGUGAGUGUGGGAAAUGCUUCACUAACAGCUCAGCCCUUUCUGAACAUCAGAGAAUCCACACAGGGGAGAGGCCCUAUGAAUGCCGUGAGUGUGGAAAAUGCUUCACUCACAGAUCAGCCCUUUCUCAACAUGAGAGAAUCCACACAGGGGAGAGGCCCUAUGAGUGCAGUGAGUGUGGAAAAUGCUUCACAAACAGCUCAGACCUUUCUAAACAUCAGAGAACCCACACAGGGGAGAGGCCCUAUGAAUGCAGGGAGUGUGGGAAAAACUUCACUUACAGAUCAGUCCUUUUUCACCAUCAGAGAAUCCACACAGGGGAGAGGCCCUAUGAAUGCCGUGAGUGUGGGAAAAACUUCACUCACAUAUCAGGCCUUUUUCACCAUCAGAGAAUCCACACGGGGGAGAGGCCCUAUGAAUGCCGUGAGUGUGAAAAAUGCUUCUCUACCAGCUCAGCCCUUUCUGAACAUCAGAGAAUCCACACAGGGGAGAGGCCCUAUGAAUGCAGUGAGUGUGGGAAAAAAUUCAUUUACAGAUCAGGCCUUUUUAACCAUCAGAAAAUCCACAUAGGGGAGAGGCCCUAUGAAUGCCGUGAGUGUGGGAAAACCUUCAAGUGCAGCUCGCACCUUAUUAGGCAUCAGAGAAUCCACACAGGGGAGAGGCCCUAUGAAUGCAGUGAGUGCGGUAAAACCUUCACUCAAAGAUCAGGCCUUUUUCACCAUCAGAGAAUCCACACAGGAGAGAAGCCCUAUGAAUGCAGUGAGUGCGGUAAAACCUUCACUCAAAGAUCAGGCCUUUUUCACCAUCAGAGAAUCCACACAGGAGAGAAGCCCUAUGAAUGCAGUGAGUGCGGUAAAACCUUCACUCAAAGAUCAGGCCUUUUUCACCAUCAGAGAAUCCACACAGGAGAGAAGCCCUAUGAAUGCAGUGAGUGUGGGAAAAACUUCACUCACAGAUCAACCCUUUCUGAUCAUCAGAGAAUCCACACAGGUGAGAGGCCCUAUGAAUGCAGUGAGUGUGGGAAAAGCUUCACUCAAAGAUCAAGCCUUUUUCGCCAUCAAAGAAUCCACACAGGUGAGAGAACCUAUGAAAGCAGUAAGUGUGGGAAUACCUUCUCUUAGCACUCAGCCCAUGUUAGCCAUCAGAGAA
Chrysemys picta bellii (western painted turtle) is the source of this 2226-nucleotide messenger RNA. NCBI's taxonomy places the organism in Eukaryota, Metazoa, Chordata, Testudines, Emydidae. The record is from RefSeq and is a predicted model, not a curated record.